Lichtheimia ornata is the source of this 777-nucleotide messenger RNA. RefSeq lists its product as uncharacterized. Gene Ontology annotation, cellular component: catalytic step 2 spliceosome. Lineage: Eukaryota; Fungi; Mucoromycota; Mucoromycetes; Mucorales; Lichtheimiaceae. The transcript has 4 exons. The coding region runs from base 1 to 777 and encodes 258 amino acids. The record is from RefSeq and is a predicted model, not a curated record.
AUGGUGAAGUCUAGCAUUAUUGUACCCGCUCAAUCAACAGGCUCAGCAUCACGUAAACGAUCUAUGGAUCAGGACGAUGAGCAUAGCGACAACAACAACGCCGAAAAAGCAACCGACGAUAAUGAGACCGAAACAAAGAAACCUAGGCUUGAAAUGUCAACAGCCAGCAGACGACGAGGUCAACGUUUAUUCGGUGUACUGUUGGGCACCCUUAACAAGUUUAAGGAUGAUAGCGAGAAGCGAUCCGAAGGGGAGAAAAAGCGACAAGAGAUUGAUAUCAAAUUGCAUGAGAAGUUAGCGAAUGAGAAGAAGGAACUAGCAGAGAAGAUGCAGGCUGACAAGGAACGUCGAGAACAAGAGCUCAACAUGCUAAGAGUGCGAGACCAACGAAUUUUGGAUGAGAAAAGGGAUGCAACCAAUGUACGACACAAAGAAUACACUGCCAACUAUUUAAAGACUACGACCACGCCCGUUUUACUCUAUCGACCGGCCAAACUCACCGAUGAUAUGGAAAAGAAACUUUCGCAGCAAAAAGAGGAUGCGCAAGAGGCUCGUAAAGCAUAUGAAGAACGCCGAGAACAACGAAUGAAGGAGGAUGAAGCUGAGGACAAGUCGGCAUUAGAAGCAGCGGAAAAACGACAUUAUCACCAGCGUGAACAACGAGACGAUGAUGAUAAUGAGCGAGGUGGUGAUGAACGUGACAAUGGAUCCAUGGUGGGUAGCCCUCGUUUAGAAUCACCUGCACCUGAAGACGCUGUAGCUGAUCGUGAUGAAUAA